Orcinus orca (killer whale) is the source of this 12710-nucleotide messenger RNA. RefSeq names its product ring finger and CCCH-type domains 2 (gene RC3H2). NCBI's taxonomy places the organism in Eukaryota, Metazoa, Chordata, Mammalia, Artiodactyla, Delphinidae. The record is from RefSeq and is a predicted model, not a curated record. The transcript is spliced from 21 exons. Gene Ontology annotation, molecular function: metal ion binding. Bases 318 to 3887 code for a protein of 1189 amino acids.
AUCCCUCCAGGUCCGCCUCCUUGGUGAGGAGGAGGAGAAGGAGAAGGAGGCGGAGGCGGAGGGAGGAGGAAGCCCCGUCGCGGCCUCCGCCGCCGCCAACGGGGCUGUCCCUGUACCUCCCGAUGGAGUUUGAGGCCGUGAAGCCGCCGCCGAGCUCUGCCCCGGCGAGACGAGGCGCCUCCGUCGCCGAGCCGCGCGGUCGCGGGGCUCCCGGGAGCGGCCCUUAGCGACCCCGCCCGGUCCCCCUCAGCUUACAAAACACUACCCAGCAAAAUAAUGAUCUGCUAGACUGCUAACCCGAGCAUCCAGCUUCCACAAUGCCUGUGCAGGCAGCUCAAUGGACAGAAUUUCUGUCCUGUCCAAUCUGCUAUAAUGAAUUUGAUGAGAAUGUGCACAAACCCAUCAGUUUAGGUUGUUCACACACUGUUUGCAAGACCUGCUUGAAUAAACUUCACCGAAAAGCUUGUCCUUUUGAUCAGACUGCCAUCAACACAGACAUUGAUGUGCUUCCUGUCAACUUCGCACUUCUCCAGUUAGUUGGAGCCCAGGUACCAGAUCAUCAAUCAGUAAAGUUAAGUAAUUUAGGUGAGAACAAACACUAUGAGGUUGCAAAGAAAUGUGUUGAGGAUUUGGCACUCUACUUAAAACCACUAAGUGGAGGUAAAGGUGUAGCUAGUUUGAACCAGAGUGCACUGAGCCGUCCAAUGCAAAGGAAACUGGUGACACUUGUAAACUGUCAACUGGUGGAGGAAGAAGGUCGUGUAAGAGCCAUACGAGCAGCCCGUUCACUUGGAGAAAGAACUGUAACAGAACUAAUAUUACAGCACCAGAACCCUCAGCAAUUGUCUGCCAACUUAUGGGCUGCUGUCAGGGCUCGAGGAUGCCAGUUUCUAGGGCCAGCUAUGCAAGAAGAGGCCUUGAAGCUGGUGUUGCUGGCAUUAGAAGAUGGUUCUGCUCUCUCAAGGAAAGUUCUGGUACUUUUUGUUGUGCAAAGACUAGAACCAAGAUUUCCUCAGGCAUCAAAAACAAGUAUUGGUCAUGUUGUGCAACUACUGUAUCGAGCUUCUUGUUUUAAGGUUACCAAAAGGGAUGAAGACUCUUCCCUGAUGCAGCUAAAGGAGGAAUUUCGGAGUUAUGAGGCUUUACGCAGAGAACAUGAUGCCCAAAUUGUUCAUAUUGCUAUGGAAGCAGGACUGCGUAUUUCACCUGAGCAGUGGUCUUCACUUCUGUAUGGUGACUUGGCGCAUAAAUCACACAUGCAGUCUAUCAUUGAUAAGCUGCAGUCUCCAGAAUCAUUUGCAAAGAGUGUUCAGGAAUUGACAAUUGUUUUGCAACGAACAGGUGACCCAGCUAACUUAAAUAGACUGAGGCCUCAUUUAGAGCUUCUUGCAAACAUAGACCCUAAUCCAGAUGCUGUUUCACCAACUUGGGAGCAGCUAGAAAAUGCAAUGGUAGCUGUUAAAACAGUGGUUCAUGGCCUUGUGGACUUCAUACAAAAUUAUAGUAGAAAAGGCCAUGAGACACCUCAGCCUCAGCCAAACAGCAAAUAUAAGACUAGCAUGUGCCGAGAUUUGCGACAGCAAGGAGGGUGUCCACGAGGAACAAAUUGUACUUUUGCCCAUUCUCAGGAAGAGCUUGAAAAGUAUCGAUUAAGGAACAAAAAGAUCAAUGCAACUGUAAGAACGUUUCCUCUUCUAAAUAAAGUUGGUGUAAACAACACUGUCACAACCACAGCCGGAAAUGUCAUUUCUGUCAUAGGAAGUACUGAAACAACGGGGAAAAUUGUUCCAAGUACAAACGGAAUUUCAAAUGCAGAAAACAGUGUUUCCCAGCUAAUUCCUCGUAGUACUGACAGUACAUUAAGAGCUCUGGAGACUGUGAAGAAAGUGGGGAAGGUUGGCACUAAUGGUCAGAAUGCUGCUGGGCCUUCUGCAGAGUCUGUAACUGAAAAUAAAAUUGGUUCUCCACCCAAGACUCCUGUAAGUAAUAUAGCGGCUACCUCAGCUGGGCCCACUAAUGUUGGAACAGAGCUGAAUUCUGUGCCUCCAAAAUCCAGCCCAUUUAUAACUAGAGUACCAGUAUAUCCUCAGCAUUCUGAAAACAUUCAGUAUUUUCAAGAUCCAAGGACUCAGAUACCCUUUGAAGUCCCACAGUACCCACAGACAGGAUACUACCCACCACCUCCAACAGUACCAGCUGGUGUGGCUCCCUGUGUUCCUCGCUUUGUGAGGUCCAAUAAUGUUCCAGAGUCCUCCCUCCCACCUGCUUCCAUGCCAUAUGCUGAUCAUUACAGUACAUUUUCGCCUCGAGAUCGAAUGAAUUCUUCUCCUUACCAACCUCCUCCUCCGCAGCCGUAUGGACCAGUUCCUCCAGUACCUUCUGGAAUGUAUGCUCCUGUGUACGACAGCAGGCGCAUCUGGCGCCCACCUAUGUACCAACGAGAUGACAUUAUUAGAAGCAAUUCUUUACCUCCAAUGGAUGUGAUGCACUCGUCUGUGUAUCAGACGUCUUUGCGGGAAAGAUAUAACUCAUUAGAUGGGUAUUAUUCAGUGGCUUGUCAGCCACCAAGUGAGCCAAGGACAACUGUGCCUUUACCAAGGGAACCUUGUGGUCAUUUGAAGACCAGUUGCGAGGAGCAGAUAAGAAGAAAGCCAGAGCAGUGGGCACAGUACCACACUCAGAAAGCACCUCUUGUCUCUUCAACUCUUCCUGUGGCAACACAGUCACCAACACCACCUUCUCCUCUAUUCAGUGUAGACUUCCGCACUGAUUUCUCUGAAAGUGUGAGUGGCACAAAAUUUGAAGAAGAUCAUCUUUCCCAUUAUUCCCCCUGGUCUUGUGGCACCAUAGGUUCCUGUAUAAAUGCUAUCGAUUCAGAGCCCAGAGAUGUAAUUGCUAAUUCAAAUGCUGUGUUAAUGGACCUGGACAGUGGAGAUGUUAAGAGAAGAGUGCAUUUAUUUGAAACUCAGAGAAGGACAAAAGAAGAAGAUCCAAUAAUUCCUUUUAGUGAUGGACCUAUCAUCUCAAAAUGGGGUGCAAUUUCUAGAUCUUCCCGUACAGGUUACCAUACCACGGAUCCUGUCCAGGCCACUGCUUCCCAAGGAAGUGCGACUAAACCUAUCAGCGUAUCAGAUUAUGUCCCUUAUGUCAAUGCUGUUGAUUCAAGAUGGAGUUCAUAUGGUAAUGAAGCUACGUCAUCAGCACAUUAUAUUGAACGGGACAGAUUCAUUGUUACUGAUUUAUCUGGUCAUAGAAAGCAUUCCAGUACUGGAGACCUUUUGAGCAUUGAACUUCAGCAGGCCAAGAGUAACUCGUUGCUUCUUCAGAGGGAGGCCAAUGCUCUGGCCAUGCAACAGAAGUGGAAUUCCCUGGACGAAGGCCGUCACCUUACCUUAAAUCUUCUAAGCAAGGAAAUUGAACUGAGAAAUGGAGAGAGUGAUUAUACAGAAGAUGCAGCUGAUACUAAGCCUGAUAGGGAUAUAGAGUUAGAGCUUUCAGCACUUGAUACUGAUGAACCUGAUGGACAAGGUGAACAGAUUGAAGAGAUCCUGGACAUACAGCUUGGUAUCAGUUCUCAAAAUGAUCAGUUACUGAAUGGAACAGCAGUAGAAAAUGGGCAUCCAGUCCAACAACACCAAAAGGAGCCCCUGGAGCAGAAGAGACAGAGUUUAGAUGAAGACCAUGUGAUUCUGGAGGAGCAAAAAACAAUUCUGCCGGUAACUUCUUGCUUUAGUCAGCCACUCCCAGUGGCCAUUAGCAAUGCGAGUUGCCUCCCUCUUGCCACAUCUGUCAGUGUUGGCAACCUCAUUCUGAAAACUCAUGUUAUGUCUGAAGAUAAAAACGACUUUUUGAAACCUGUUGCAAAUGGGAAGAUGGUUAACAGCUGAAAAGAGGUUCAUCUUUCAAAUCUGUGACCAUACCAUGGAAGCAUUUACACUAGCUUUUUAUAUAUAUAAUAUAUAUUAUAUAAUGUAUAUUUUUUUUAAAAAAAAGAUAUUACUGGGGGCAUCCAUUUCCUGUGGACUCUUUGAUACUUCAAGCCCUCUUGCAUUAGCAUUAUGAAAAAAAAGAAAAUUUACUUUACUAGGGUAACACGUUCACUUUCCAGAAGUGAUUGGAAUUUGGACAUUUAACUUAAGCUUCAAGCAGCUUUUUAUGAGUUUGUAGCAAUCCGGUGCAGUAACUGAGCCAUUUCCUAUUUUAAAUGGCUUCUAUAGAAAAUUAACAACUCAGUUAUUAAACUAGCAGGAUCCUACAAUGAUACAUCUAGUGAAAGUAGACUUAAUUAACUUAUUUAUUUCUAUUUUAUGUUUCACUGAGAGAAAUUUCCAUCUCAUUCCAGCUGCUUUAUUUAUCUUUUUCAUGGGACUUUGCAUGGAUUUUUUUUUCUUUUUUUUUUUUUUUUUUAAAUUUUGAAGAGUGGAGUUAGAUGUUCUUACCAUAGAAUUUUACAGGGUUAUAUACUAGCUUUCUUUACUGCAUUAUAUGUAGGAGUGUGGUGCAGUGCUUUUAUCUGUAGCAUUUAAAUUUUUUUCAAUUUUCCAUUUUUCAAAAAUAGUUUCUGCUUUGUUAAUAUUUAUACACAGGCUACUUGUUGAAGUAAGUAAUUAAAUAUAUAACCAAGUGCCUAAGUCUUUCAGCUGAUGUACUAGAUAUUAAAUUCUCCUAAGUUAUGCAGAAUCGUUUUUACAAUUUUGAUAAAUUAUGCACUAAUGUAAUGGCAGUUUUUUAAAAUGCAGAUUUAAGCCUGUACAUUAUGAAUCUGAUGACUUGGCAAAAGAAUCAGGUGCUUUCAGCUUUCUUGAGAAAACCCUGUAUGUAGUGUUUGCACUGACUAACAAGAUGGUAUUGCUGGGUUUUUAAUUUAAACUAAUUAAUUUGGAUGUUCAUUGCAUUAUCUUGGUUAAAUAUUGUUUAUUGUUACUUCAUGUUGGGGUUUAAUUUUCCUUGUUUUUCUGACUGUUAGGUUGAUAAGACUAUGAACCAUGUAAUAAUAGAACAUUGGCUAACCUUUAUUCAUACUUAAAAACAUGAAUAAUUUCUGCCCUGCUAAAAUGUGACUGAAAAGUGUUUUGACUUGGCAUCUGAAAGUAUGCAGUAUGUUCAACCAGCCAGGCUCCAGAUUUGUGGGAGGUAUUUUAUUGAAACCUAAAUUUCAGUCAACAUUUGAAAACAAAAGCUGGGCAUUCCUUCUGGGUGAUCUUACCUGUAGUUUGUGUCUUUGUUUUUCCCCCCAUUUCUUUAAGAUUAGUUUGACUUUUACUAUUAUUUUUAAUUAACUUCUGUGAAGUUGUUUACUCUAAAAAUUGUACUGGAAUAUUUUAAGCCAAGCUGAUCUUUCACCAGGUGUACUGUAUGUAAGGGCUUUUCCUGCUAGCAAGAUGCUUAAACAGGAUCAUGUUAUUGGUCGUCUGAGCUAUUUAGUUGUUUUACAAAACCACAGCAUUGUAUCAGAUAAGAUUUUGAUAAAAAGUUUUGUGCACAUUUCCAGGGGCGGGAGGGUUGACAUUUCCCUGAAAUUUCUUGAUCAGAAUGAGUAAAUAACUGGUGUUUGAUACCUGUCUUAAUGAACAUGCUCAUAAGGUGACUGAUAAGUUGUAAAUAUACCUGAGAAACAAAGGGGUAGUUUUGAUAUUCUGGUGUCAGUAUGGAAGAUCUUACACAUUUAUUUAAUACUCAAAUGUAUGAAGAUGUUUGUUUGUAGCAUAACAGCACAGUAGCCUUGACUUAGUUUCCUUGGUUAGUACUGUACCUUUUUGCCAUGGCCAGUGCCCCCAUCCCUACAAGGACAUUUUAUUUAUUUCACUCUGUAACCUGAAAUGAAUAGGAACAAGAGUUUUAAACCAUGUUACAUUAACUUAUUUCCGACAUUAUAAAUUAGCCUAGGAUAUUACAGGAACGUGAUUGUUAUAUAAUUUAUAUCAGAACCUUUCUAUAAAUAUGCGCUUAUUACAUUUGAAAUGCUUCCAAUGUACUUUAUUUGCUGUUUGUAUUUCCAAAAGGAUAUGCAAACCAGUAUGUCUAUUUCAUGGAUAUUUAAAUAGUGAGAUCUUCCAUGUUGAAGGUAAUGUAUUUUUUUUUAAGAUUUUAAAAUUGCUAUUUUGUUACAAAAUAGAGACCUAUUAACAGUUUGAGAGCUCCUUAUGUGCCCUCAGGGAAAGAACCCUCUGUGCAACAGAACUACGCAAAACAUCUUCAGCACGUUCUGAGGGUGAAUAUAUACUACAUAAAUUGAUCUUGUGUAUUUAACCUUAUCUUUUUAAUUUUAAAAUUGAAGUUUUGAAACUUGGUUGUGCUCUGCUGGAGGGGGUUGGGAUAAACUGCUUAGGUGUUUGCCUACUUGUCCAGUGAAAUUACAUUUGCAUCAGUGUAUGUAUAUACCUGCCAACUUAUUGGUAUGUCUCAGAACAUUUAUAUUAAAAUAAUGCUUGUCUUGCAGCAGGUGAUCCCAUAAAACAGUAACUCCCUGUUCUUAAAAACUUACUCUCUUCCUCACUAACAACAUAGGAAUUGUUUCCAUGUUGGGAUUUUUCGGUAUUGCAUCCUUUAUGUAGUAAUCAUCUUCUCUUUCUUAUGGUGUGUUGGAUGUGAAACAAAGACAUUGGUUCUCUGCCAUUUGAGAAGGAAGAGCAGUUUAUCUGAUCCUUCUUAUGGAAAGGUACCUAAUGAUAUCAUAGAGGAAAAAAUUACAAAUCGGACCUAGAAUGUGACUUUUUAAAAUAGGGGGCAUUCCCUGUCAUUUGACCGUUUACCAACAUGUUGUGAUGCACAUAUUUUUGAAAUCAAAGGAUAUAAAGCAAUAGGAGAGGAAGUUUGUAAUGUUGUCAACUAAACUGCAUAUGUGGUGUAUGGUCUCAUAAGGAAAAAGUAAUCCGAGGUCUGGAAAGUGGGAAAAUGGUGAGGUUUUGGUUUUGUUCUGACUUCUUGUGUUUUUAAAAAUUUCUAGUCCCAUUCUGAAGACCAUGUGCCUCAUUCAGAUACUGUGAUGUAGCAUCAGUAGUUCUUUCUUUGUGGUCUCAUUUCAUCUUAGGAAUCCUGGGAAAGUUACUUAAGUAUGUCAUCUAGUUGGUAACUGAACAAAGCAGAUUCCUUUGCCUUUCCUGCCAUGACUUACUUUCAAUACCAUCUAGUAAACCAGCGUCAGGCAUGAAAGUUGUGCAUCGUAAUUUUCAAGAGAAGGUACUUCAGUGGGUCAGUGGCACUGAUGUUUUUCCUAGUAACUGUUGACUCUCACAAGAGGAUAGUAAAAGAAACCUAUACUAGAACUGAAAUUUUCCAUUUGUAUGGAUCUGGUCACUUUCACUCAAGUUUCAAGUUGAUUCUAAGUUUAUAAAGCACAUCCCAGUUUUACAUGCUGCCUUGAGAAAAUUACCAGAUGCACAGUGAUUUGUAGGAAUUAAAAAUGGGAUCAUUUAAACAUUUGAAAACAUUGUUUUAAAAACCAUCUAGCUUGCUUUUGCAUUUUAGAUGUUAAAGCCCAUGUUAUCUUGUUAACAGGGGUGGCGUUUGUAAUGAUCAGAUUCAGCAUGUGAUUUCGACUUUGAAUAUUUCUUCCCUAGCUUCUAGAAUCAUUUUCGGAGCAGACUGUCACCAGUAUUGGUGACUAAUCAUUCAAGGGGAAAGUUGCAUUGCAACUAUGUAUUAGUUUCCUGGAAGAACUUUCCCUGUGUUUUAGUGAAUGAAGAGUGUUAAUGGGAUCACUUACUGUAACUCCUUCUACAUAAGAACCCCUUCUGCAAGCAGAACACAAAUGAACAUGCUCAAGGAGUAUCUCAUUUUCUGGGUAAAUUGAAUAAAUUUGCUAGUUACUCCUUUAUAGUAGUGGUUUCUUUGUAUCCCUUUGCUGGCAAGGGAAUACAAGGAGUCAAGGCCACCAAUCAGAACACCCCACAUUUGAGUGGAGUCCUGUUUUUACUCCAAGAGCAGUUAUUCCCCCAAGUCUGAAAUUGGCAGUUUUUUUUUUCUUUUUUUAAAUAAAAAAAUUUAAAUAUCCUUAAACCAGUGGAACACAGACACUGGCUGCACUUAGUACUGCCACAAGCCAAGGUCAUUUGCAUAUAUUCCAUCAAUCUGUCAAGAAUUAGGCCUCACUUUAUAACCCAAGGCAUGGAAGUGCAUGCAUUCUCGUAGCUGGGCAAACAAUUAUACUGUAGUUGUGAUACAACACAUGUGGCUUUUAUUUGUACUGCACAUAUCCACUGUACAGCCACUUGGGAGUAUCGUGGUUAGCUUGCAGCAACUGCUGUCUGCAUUUAUACUGUUUAUUGCAUAUUCUUUUCCCUGGAAGUGAAAGAGAAAUGUUUUUCUUGUUGCAUUGAUUACAUUUUAUAAAUUUGCUUAGCUGGAAAGUUUGGGAAAAGAGGCCUGUUUGUCAAUUGUACAACCGAUUGUGAAGCUCUAGUGUGAAUAUUUUUACGUCUGUAUUAGACAUUUUCUUUGCAAAUCUAUUGUUCGAUUGAAAUGUAAAUGAAAUUAAAGAUGGUGUACACCCAUCAUGUAAAAAGCAGGCACCAUCUCUAAGAUGGAUUUAAUGCUCAUUUUUAAGGCAUAUACUCAGCUUCUAUUUAAAACUAUAAUUUAAAAUAAUUCUGUACAAUGAAAUGGGGAAUAUAUAUGGGAAUAAAUUCUAUUCCAUUUAUUUCAAUUUGAAUUUCCAAAUUGUAAUGUUUCCCUUUGUGCUAUAGGAAUAGGAUUAAAUGGGGGAAGGCUAGGAUUCAUAAGGCCUGUAUAUGGGGGGAGGGCAGAGAUGGAACAAUGAGGGUUGUGAUGAUAGUGAAUAGCAAAGAGUGAAUUCUGUGUGUUUUUGCUGUAGCACUGAAGUGAAGAGAUAUUAGCUUUGGCUGUUCACAGAAUAGAGCAUCAUGAUUUUCAGUGUUUGAGAGAAAAUUGAUGGAAAAAGUUUGCAGUACUUGACAUGUAUUUGCAUGCACAAAAUAAAAUUAUUUGUCCACCUUAAAAGUUGUUUGUUUAGUGUCAAUAUUAAGUUUAUAGUGCAUUUUAGUUAUCUUGACUUCCUUGGUAAAUUUUUUGGUUUAACUAAGCUACCAGGUUACUCCUUAAGAUUUAAACAAUCACCUUGCCUCAUGCAUUCAUCACUGGGAAGGAUCUGAAAGAAAUGAAUAGGCCAGGGAGGUUGAAAUAGUCCUCAAUUCAAUCAAUCACUUUGUUCAUUCAAUAUAGAGUACUUUCUGUAUGGGAGAUGAGGGUGUAGAUAAUACUAGCAGUUCACAGUCUAAUGGAGAAAAUAGGACAAAUAGAUAAAUAACGAAUAUGAAGCAAUAUAUUACAGAAGUAUGAAGACUGUUCUGUGGAACCUCAGAAUGUAACAGAAAAUGGCCUGAGUGAUUCUAGACACCAUUUUCACUGGGCCUUGAGUAGUUUUACUCAUUCACUCAACUGAUGAAUUUUAAGCCCCUGUCUGUGCUGGUCAUUAGGGUUGAAGGUCAGUGAAACAACAAGCCCUCUCUCUAGAAGCUCUCAGGGUGAGAAAUGGGAAAGACAAAUCUGAAUAACCAGCUCAGUGAGCUAUGUUCUUGUAUAAGGUAUAUGGAAACUCCAAAAGGGAAAUUAUGGAGUGGAUGGUAGUGAUAGUGAGCCAGAGGAACUGCUUCUUUGAGAAAUGACCUCAAAGAAGGGCAUUUCUUUGUAGGCUGAAUAAUAUUUCACCAAGCAGAGCUAAGGGGAGAAAACACCUGAGAACCUACUGUAACUUCACAACAACCCACUCUGUAUCCUAACAGCCCUUCAUUAUAAAUAUUAUGAUCCCUGUUUUGUAUUUGAGAUGUUACGUAACUUGCCCAAGACCUUGUAACUAGAAAGUAAAUAGAGUCAGAUUUCUGAUUCAAGUCUUAUUCUACCUUCCAAAGAUGGUGAUGGUGAUGGUGAUGGUGAUGGUGAUGGUUGGAACCUAUUUUAGCCAUAAGUGUUACAGUGGAAGGAGUGUUUGAAGAAUAGCUUAACUAACUCUUAACAGCACUUAAUAUGUUCCAGACACAGUUGUAAGUGCUGUAGGUAUAUUAUCAUCUAGAACCAUUAUUGUCACCAUUUUACAGAUGAGAAGACUGAGGCAGAGACCUUAGAGAAUUUGUCCAAAUUUGUCCAAUUUGUCCUAUUUACCUCAUCUAGCUAUGUGAUCUGAUCAUUGAGAUCAGAUCACAUAGCUAGAUGAGGUAAAUAGGGACCUUUAUGAAGGACACUAAAUACUAAAGAGACUGUUAGGGAGUCUUGGAAGUUAGAUGAUCUGAUUGAUUUGGGUUUUUAGAAGAUCACUUUGGUAAUAGUCUGAGGUGAAGCUGGAGAUUGACCAGCAGGGAGACCAGGCCAACAAUCUAGGUAAGAAGUGUUUAGGGCAUGGCCAAAGAGAGGAUGGAGGAAGAGAUGGAUUUGAAAAGUAGGAGAGCGCAAUUGACAGGAUUUGUUGUAGAGGAAGCCUACCAGACAUCUCCACAUUAUCAUGGAUUAAAUUUGGCUUAGAAUCCCAGACCUCGUUACUGAAAACAGACCGAUAUUUGUGAAACGGGUGAUCUUAUAUAAGCCCUGGCAUGAUCAUUGAGAUCAGGAAGAAGAGGAGGAACCAUGGAUAGUUGAUCCAGGCAAAGGAGAGGAAACUUAACUGAAGGAAAUGAAAUCCCAGGAAGAUUUUUAUUUUCUUUAUAAUUGACACCUAUUGGAGUAAUGAUCGUGCACUUUAACAAAGAUUUUUUAUAAUUGAAAACUCAGUAAUGCAGUGGUUCCAAACUUACCUGCACAUGGCAAUCACCUAGGGAGCUUUUAAAAAAAUCCCAAAGCCCAGAUCACACCCCAGACCAAUUAAAACACACUCUCAGGAGGUGGGAUCAAGGCAUCAGUGCAUUUGAAGCUCCCCAGGUGCUGCCAAUGUGCAGAAAAGUUUGGGAACCACUGCCAUAAAGAAUGAAAAUGGGUUUGGGGCCUGUCUUAGCCCAGGUGCAUUCAAUAACAUCCAUCAUCAAAUGUUCAGGCCUAGGUAGUUUAGAGAGACUCACUCAACAAAUAUACUUUUGAGAAUCUACUUUGUACUGGGCAUUAGAGAUACAGUAGUGAAUUAGUCCCUAACUUCAUGAAACUUACAUUGUAGUUCUAAGUACUGUGGGCAGUUUUAGAUAGGGCAGUCUGCCGAACAUCUUCAUUUGGAUCUCAAACAUUUCAGACGUAACAUGUCCAAAUCUGAAUCCGCAAAGUGUACCUCCAGUCUUCCCCGUUUCAGUUAUUUCCCCCUUGACUACUCUUCCUAGUACAGCAGCAAGUCCUGUCAGCUCUGCCUUCAAAAUAAAUAUUAAGGGCUUCCCUGGUGGCGCAGUGGUUGAGAGUCUGCCUGCCGAUGCAGGGGACACGGGUUCGUGCCCCGGUCCAGGAGGAUCCCAUAUGCCGCGGAGCGGCUAGGUGCGUGAGCCACGGCCGCUUAGCCUACGCGUCUGGAGCCUGUGCUCCGCAACGGGAGAGGCCACAGCAGUGAGAGGCCCGCGUACCGCAAAAAAAAAAAUUCAGAAUUUUACCACUUCACCACUGAGGUCCAAGCCACAAUUAUCUUUCACCUGAACUGUGAUGGCUUCCUGUUCUCCCUGCUGCUGCCCUUGCCUCCCUUCAGUUUAUUCUCACCACAGCAGCUACAGAGAUCCUCUUAUAAUGUCAGUUUGAUCACUUCACUCUUGUGCUCAGAACCCUCCAAAUGCUUCUCAUCUCACUCAGGGUGAAAGCCAAAGUCUUUUCUUUGAUACUUUGUUCACUAUGCUCCAGCUGCACUGGCCACUGAGAUCUUCACCAGGCCAGCCAGGCAUGUUCCCAUCAUAGGGCCUUUACCCUUGCUGUUCUGUAAGGGUAGGAAGCUUCCCAACCCCUGUAAGAAUCUUCAUCACUAGAUCUCUCACAUUCUUCAGGUCUUUACUCAAAAGUCAACUCAGUGAAAAUUAGAUGCAGAGUAAUGGGGGUGGAGGGUCUGGGGAGUGCUAUUUAAAAUAGAUGUUUUAACCCAAGAGACUGGAUGAGAUCAACUGAAGUUGUUUUUGUUCUGUUUUGUUUUACUUUAUAUUCUGAAAUAAUUAUAGAUUCACAGGAAUUUGCAAAAAUAAUACAGAGAGGACCCAUGUACCCUCAUACAGUUCUGCCAAUGGUAGUAUCUUACAUUACUAUAAUAUCAAAACCAGGAAAUUGACAUUAGUAACAAUCUACAGAACUUACUCAGAUUUCACUUGCUUUCAUAUGCAUUCAUUUGUGUGUGUGUGUGUAGUUCUAUUCAGUUUUUAUCACAUGUAGAUUUGUGGAACCACUACAACUCUCAAGAUAACAGAACUGAAAAAAAAGAUAAUAAUUGUUCCAUCACCUCAAUGAUCCCUUGUGCUACCCCUUUAUAUUCAUGUCCAUUCCCCUCCCUUACCCCCAUCUUCCUAUCCCUGGCCCCUAGCAACCACUGAUUUCUUCUCCAUCUCUGUAAUUUUGUCAUUAUGUGAAUGUUAUAUAAGUGAAAUUAUGCAGACUGUAACCUUUUGAGAUCGGCUUUUUUUUACUCAGCAUAAUUCCCUUGAGAUCCAUCCAAAUUGUUGCAUGUAUUAGUAGUUCAUUCCUUUUUAUUGCUGAGUAGUAUACCAUGGUAUGGACAUAGCACAUUUUGUUUAAACAUUCACCCAUUGAAGAACAUUUGGGUUGUUUAGAUUUUUUGACUAUUAACAAAUAAAGCUGCUAUGAACAUUUGUGUA